AUGCGGUCGACACGCAACAGCGGCACGCGGACAACCUCCCUCGCCAUCCUUCUGGGCGUUGUCUUCCUCUACUUCCUCUACAGCAUCCACAAUGCCUCCGUCGAUCAGUCCGAACUCCGCCUACGAGUCCAAACGUCUGCGGCUGAGAACCCUCUUUCUCCUCCCACCUCUGCUUUCCGUCGGCAGCCCAACUCACAGAAUGCACACGGUGUCCGCCGUCCGCCCCCAGUCGUUCACUACCAGCUGAACAAUCUGACUUCAUCGGCAUGGCCUGCCCAAAAGAACGAGAAGGUUCUCAUCCUCACGCCCCUUGCCCGCUUCUAUCCUACAUACUGGGACAAUCUUCUUGCCUUGAGCUAUCCCCACGAGCACAUCAGCUUGGGUUUCAUCACACCAAAGACCAAGGAGGGAAAUGCAGCAACAGCUGCUUUGCAAGAGGCCAUCAAGGAGACACAAUCUGGCCCGGUGGAAAAGCGCUUCCAAUCUAUAACCAUAUUACGGCAGGACUUUGAACCUCCCUUGACGUCGCAAGACGAAAAAGAGCGGCACAAGAUGGAAAAUCAGAAAGUCCGGCGGGCCUCUAUGGCUCAGGCACGCAACAGUCUGCUCUUCACCACAAUCGGCCCACACACCGCGUGGGUGCUAUGGCUCGACGGGGAUGUGGUCGAGACUCCCCCGACCCUCAUCGAAGACCUGGCCAGCCAUGACAAAGCAGUCAUUGCGCCAAGCUGCAUGCAACGGUUCAUUGACGACGAAGGACAAGAAGAAAUCAGGCCAUACGACUACAACAACUGGCGAGACAGUGACGUCGCACAAGAACUUGCCAGCAAGAUGGGUCCUGAUGAGGUCCUCCUGGAGGGAUAUGCUGAGAUGGCUACAUACAGGACACUCAUGACAAAACUGGCCAAGACAGGCAAGGAUCGUGACGAACGCCGUCUGAUGCCCCUCGAUGGUGUCGGUGGAACAGCUCUCUUGGUGAAGGCCGAGGUUCACAGGGAUGGAGCCAUGUUCCCUCCUUUUCCGUUCUACCACCUCAUCGAGACGGAAGGCUUUGCGAAGAUGGCAAGGCGCCUUGGAUUUGACGUCUGGGGCUUGCCUGACUACUUUGUGAGUGUUGCAAUUUCGGUCCGAAACGUAUGA
Cladophialophora yegresii CBS 114405 is the source of this 1140-nucleotide messenger RNA. Its product is annotated as mannan polymerase complexes MNN9 subunit. Gene Ontology annotation, molecular function: alpha-1,6-mannosyltransferase activity. Bases 1 to 1140 code for a protein of 379 amino acids. Gene Ontology annotation, cellular component: mannan polymerase complex. The transcript has a single exon. Lineage: Eukaryota; Fungi; Ascomycota; Eurotiomycetes; Chaetothyriales; Herpotrichiellaceae. The record is from RefSeq and is a predicted model, not a curated record. Gene Ontology annotation, biological process: cell wall mannoprotein biosynthetic process; protein N-linked glycosylation.